AUGGCACCGAUUCUCGCCAAAUCACUCAACCGACUACCCAAAGAAACUAUCCUAGAGCUCGCUUUGACAUGGCUGGAGGAGAACCACACAUGUGCACCUUAUCUGCGGAACAACCGUACCGGCUUCGAAGCAGAUGAAGAAGACUAUCUACACACUCCGGCCGACAGCAUCGAAGAACUGCGACAACUGUACGACGAUCUCAAGAAGGAUGUAGCAAAAGCUGCUAAGCGCGACAUUAUCGAUCGCAUUGUCGACGGUGACUGGCGGAGGGGUUUGUCGCUGCAUCAACAUGCCAUGAUUGACUUUGCCGCUUUGGAGCAGAACGACAACGCUUUGAGAUGGAGUGCACUCAGGGUGGUACCACUGGAAGUGGAAGAGCAGGAGAAGGGACUGCUAGAUGACGAUGACUCUCACCAUCCCAAGAAAAGGCGGAAAUUGAGUCAUCGUCACGAGGCCGUGGGAGCGCCGUAUCCUCAGAUUUCUCCGCAAGCAUUUCUCUCCGCCUUGAAAGCAGAGAUUUCACCCUUGGUCAAAGCGCACUAUCAUCUCCAUCGCAUGCCACCGCCUUACCAACUCACGAUCCUGCGACUCUACAUCACUCCAAACUCGGCAUUUGCACCGCGCCGAUCCAAAAUCCCAACCCGGGCCAAGCAUGCCACUGAUGCGGGCCGAAUCAUGUACAUUGCUCUUCCCGACAGCUGCCCUUACAUCUACAUCUCGAUAUCCGGAUCCCCCUCGUCGAGCAGCUCCAACGGUCGGUCAAAUGGCCAAAAGGGGAUGAUGGCCAAAGUGGACAUGGCCGCCAUGAAGAGAAUCGUGCUAGAAGCCAUUCCCAAGGCACUCUCACGCCCACAGCGUCGAUGGGCACUGGAUACGACGAAGCUCGUGGCCAGGUCUCUCAGAACCAUGUGCGAGCUGAGAGGCAAUCACAAGCCGGGCACGGGCGGUGGCGCGUACAGCGCAUUUGCCGACGGCGCAACGGCAUCCGAAAAGAGUCCGGUUGAUGUACUCCGCGACUACGCAGAGGACAAGGAAAACGACGAGAGACUUCUCCUGAUUGAGAAGCGGUUCGGAAAUAUGUCUGGAGAGCAUCAUGCACCACUCGAUCGUGUGCACGUGAAACUCUGCAAUGCCAUACCGAUUGAGGCCGAUGGGAGGGAGAAGUCGUCAUCAUCGUUCAACCACGCAGCAGAAGAACAAAAGACAGAUGGCGCCAACGACAUCACCUUGACGUUCUCCGGAAGCGACGUGUUUCUGGGAUUGAAGACCCUGGCCGAGUUGGGACCAGAGUAUAUCGACUUGGAUAAAUUGCCUUCUUGGAUGACUGGCGAAUCGGGCGUCAGCAGUUUGACCGUUUAG
Messenger RNA from Fonsecaea multimorphosa CBS 102226, 1359 nucleotides. RefSeq lists its product as uncharacterized. Bases 1 to 1359 code for a protein of 452 amino acids. The record is from RefSeq and is a predicted model, not a curated record. Gene Ontology annotation, biological process: chromosome segregation; CENP-A containing chromatin assembly. NCBI's taxonomy places the organism in Eukaryota, Fungi, Ascomycota, Eurotiomycetes, Chaetothyriales, Herpotrichiellaceae. The transcript has a single exon.